AUGUUGUUUUAUGGUAUAAAAUUGUUGAAUAAAUCAAGUUUAACAUCUGGAUUGUAAGUUUUUUAUAUUUUUAUGUAAAAAUAAAUUAAUUUUCUCUCUAAAUUUUAUGCAUUUAUGGUUUGGAAUAUUAUUUUAAAAUUUUGUUAGUUUUUCUUUGAAUAUUAGUUAAAUAAAAUAGCUUUUUAGGAGUUUAGCGCGGAUAUCAACAAGUUCAACAUAUUAUUCACGACUCUCCGCCGCUGCUUUGGUCGAUUCAGCUCCAACAAAAGCACAACCUUACUUGCGACUUAUGAGAUUGGAUAAACCAAUAGGUAAUUUUUUUUAUUUUAUAUUUCUUUUUUAUUAGGAACAUGGUUAUUGUUCUGGCCUUGUACUUGGUCGAUCGGAUUAGCAGCACCAGCUGGACACUUGCCGGAUCUCAAGAUGUUGGUGUUGUUUGGAACUGGUGCUGUGAUGAUGAGAGGAGCUGGGUGUGUUGUUAAUGAUUUGUGGGACAAGGAUUUUGAUAAAAAGGCAAGCUAACUGAACUUUUUGAGUUGUAAUACAUUAGUAUGGGAGACAUAACGUGCAUAAUAUUAUAUUUUUGGGUUCUUAAACUUGUUAAAGCUUAAACAAUCUUUUAAAAAAAGUACAUUUGCACUUAAUUGAUAAUGUUUUAAUUAAUUUUACAUAAAUGCAUAAUUAUAGGUAACAAAAAUAAAAAAAAUAUAAUUUUAGGUAGAACGAACUAAAUCUAGACCUUUAGCUAGUGGAGAGUUGAGGCCGAAACAAGCUUUAGUGUUAUUAACAGGUUUAUUAUCUUCUUCUUUAGCUGUGUUACUUCAAAUGAAUAGGUUGACAGUUGGAAUUGGAGCUUCUUCUCUCUUAUUGGUCUUCAGCUACCCUUUCUUUAAGAGAAUAACCAAUUGGCCACAAGCUGUAUUAGGCUUAACUUUUAACUAUGGAGCUAUUAUGGGAUUUACGGCUGCUUCUGGACACUUUUGUCCAAUUGUGGUACCUCUUUAUAUUGCUGGAUGGUGCUGGACUAUGAGUUACGACACUAUCUAUGCUCAUCAGGUAUGCUAAUGUUACAAUUUCAUAUAUGAUAGUUUAGGAUAAAUCUGAUGACUCUUUAAUUGGUGUAAAGUCAACAGCUUUACUGUUUGGAGACAACACCAAGAAGUACCUGACAGCAUUUUCGACCGGUAUGAUUGCUAAUUUGGCUGUUCUCGGUGCAAUGACAAAUCAAACUCUACCUUAUUAUGUUGGUGUCUCUGCUAUUGGAGCUCAUUUGGGACAUCAAAUUUAUACUUUGGAUAUUAAUAAUGGCAGUGAUUGUUGGAAUAAGUUCAGGUCAAAUAACUGGAUUGGUGCUAUCCUAUUUGGAGCUAUAGUUGCGUCUAACUUAAUGAAGGAAGAAAAGAAGAAGGAGCAUAUAAAAGAAGUUGAUGGAGAAGUUAUAUAG
This is a messenger RNA of Bursaphelenchus okinawaensis, 1444 nucleotides long. NCBI's taxonomy places the organism in Eukaryota, Metazoa, Nematoda, Chromadorea, Rhabditida, Aphelenchoididae. The record is from the annotation of a GenBank genome assembly.